Racocetra fulgida is the source of this 265-nucleotide messenger RNA. The record is from the annotation of a GenBank genome assembly. Lineage: Eukaryota; Fungi; Glomeromycota; Glomeromycetes; Diversisporales; Gigasporaceae.
GAUGAUAUUAUUGAUGAAGCUUUAGAUCUCUUUCGCGCAAAUUGUUUAUUUCGUAAUUUCGAAAUCAAAGGCGAUGCAGACCGAGUUCUAAUUUAUCUUAUUUUGUUCAUUUCUGAUUGUUUGAACAAACUCGUUAAGAAUCCUUCGUCUAAAGAAGCGAUAAAGAUCUUAAACACUCGUGCAACAGAUCAUUUUGCGCUACCUGGAGAUCCAACGUUUCCAUUGAAUGCGUUGUAUUCAUCUCCAGCUAAUAGAAAUGAUGCAG